CAUCAACUGGCCCCUGCUGAUCACACCACACGGGCGUGAAGCCGCACAGCGGAAUGCUACCAGAGCCUGCGCUGCGGCCCAGGCUGUCACCGCAGCUGCGGCCUCCGCUGCGGCUGCGGCAUGGUCAGAUCCGAGAGGUUCGGGUGGCGCGGGGUGCUGGCAGCGGCCCGGACUUUUCCACGGCGGAGAUGAUGCUGGCUGCUUCCCUCGGCAUUGCUUCCUGGGUGGUGACCGGGGGAAACCCUGGGAAUCUGCUGGGCAUGGGCGGACGCAGCCUGAAGCGGCCCGACAUGGCCGAGAAGGAGGUGCAAUUGGCCCGGCAGAUGUUUCUCCGGGCAGCUGAGAACUAUCAAGAUGCGCGAGAAAGCACGGGAGUGCUGCUGAACCGCAUGGCCCCAGAGAUCGUGCAGGCAGCCAAGCAGCGGCUGGAGGGCGCCAUCAAGACGCUGCAGGAAGCGCGGCGGGAGCUUCAGCUGUCGCUGGGGGAAUCCAUGCGAGCCUACCUGGUGCCCGAGUACCUGCGCACGGCCAAGGAGCAGGGCGCCUUCACCAUUGCGGUGGCAGGUAAUCAGAGCGUGGGCAAGUCCAGCUUCAUGCGGGCCUUCCUGGGCUUCGAGCAGCCCACGGCGCCGCCCACCACCACGGAGCCGGUGCCCUACCUCUACCCCCUGAAGUCAAGCACGUCCUGCAUGCUUUGGGAUCUGCCGCCUUUGGGCACCUCCGGCUACCCCAGGGAGGCUUACAUGAAGUUGCUGGGCGUCAGGCACUUCGACCUCGUGGUGGUGAUGUUGGACAACCGCAUCUCCGAGACCGAGCUCCUUUUGCUGGACGAGCUGAAGCACUGGAAGGUGCCCUAUGUGGUGGUCAGGAACAAGCUUGACGUGGAUAUUGAGCGAGAGUUCAUGAAUGAGCAGAUGGUUUGGGAUGGCAGAGGUGUGAGCGACGGUUUGGACGACGGCGUGAGGGCGGAGAUCCUUUGCGACACCCUCGCGAGCGUCAAGGAAGACCUCGUGGAGCUGCUCUCAGUUGAGCGAGUUUAUUGCAUCUCAACACGGGCGGUGUACCGGAAGCUGUUUGACUACUCAGCUCUGGACGAGGAUUUGCGGAAAACCAUCCACAUGCGACUAAGAAUUGCAGGCGAAGCACAGCUCGAGGGCCAUGCGGCAGCCGCUGUGCUCCCGCCCUAGGCGAGAGGCAAACUGCCUUGGAGCCUUCGAGGGCGGGAGUGGCCCGUGGUUUGUUUUUUUACCGGCUCAGGCCUCGUAGGAAGCGGAGAUUGCAGAUUUGCAACGGCCGUUUGGCCAGCCCACAGACUCACAGAUAUCAAAUACUAGCAGCUCUCUCCGGCAGCUGACUGGCCAUGCCAGGAUAACAGCAUGCUAAAUGAUGUUCAUGAU
Messenger RNA from Effrenium voratum, 1397 nucleotides. The record is from the annotation of a GenBank genome assembly. NCBI's taxonomy places the organism in Eukaryota, Dinophyceae, Suessiales, Symbiodiniaceae.